AUGAUGGCCAAGAGUAAUGGUCUGCACAGCUCGCUGGCCAACCGCCACUCCUGCCCACCUGCCCAAGCCCGAGUGGAGGGUGACGUGGAGGGGACGGGGCUCAGCACCAGGAGGACCUGCUCAACCCAGGAUGACACCUCCUCAGAGCUGCAGAGAGGGGCUCCCCCAGAUGGGGGGGAACAGCCGGCUGCCUCUGCUUUCCAAGGGAGGCGAGCCUUGGCCAGGAUAGUCCGGCUGGUGCUGGUGCUGAGGGACUGGGCCAGCAAGAGCUUGCACGAGGAGCAGCAAAGGCCAGACCCCUUCCUCGAGCGCUUCCAGGGCCCCGAGCUCCAGACAGUGGCUGCAAGUGCUGGCAACAAUCUAGAGGACGAGGACACCGAGGAGGAAAACAAAAAGAAGAAAUGGCAGAUCUUUGUGGUGGACCCUGCAGGGGACUGGUAUUACCGUUGGCUGGCUGUCAUUGCAGUUCCUGUCCUCUAUAACUGGUGCUUGCUUGUAGCCAGGGCUUGCUUCAGUGACCUGCAAAAGACCUACGUUGUCCUCUGGCUGGUGUUAGACUACCUCUCGGACUCUAUCUACAUUGGGGACAUAGUGAUCCGCCUGCGCACAGGUUUCUUGGAACAGGGCCUCCUGGUUAAGGAUCUGAAGAAAUUAUGGGAUAACUAUAUCCACACCUUACAGUUCAAGCUGGAUGUUCUCUCCAUCCUGCCCACAGACCUGGCAUACUUUGCUGUGGGAUUGCACUGCCCUGAAUUGCGUUUCAACAGGCUGCUGCACUUCUCCCGCAUGUUUGAGUUCUUCAGUAGGACUGAGACCAGAACCAGCCACCCCAACAUCCUCCGCAUCAGCAACUUGGUUCUUUACAUCCUGGUCAUCAUCCACUGGAAUGCAUGCAUUUACUAUGCCAUCUCCAAGGCCAUAGGCUUUGGAGAGGACACCUGGGUCUAUCCUAAUGUCACAGACCCUGAAUAUGGGUAUCUGACCCGGGAGUACGUCUACUGUCUCUACUGGUCUACGUUGACUUUGACUACCAUCGGAGAGACACCCCCACCUGUGCGUGAUGAAGAGUACCUCUUCGUGAUCUUUGAUUUCCUCAUCGGUGUCCUCAUCUUUGCCACCAUUGUGGGGAAUGUGGGGUCCAUGAUAUCCAACAUGAAUGCCACCAGGGCAGAGUUCCAGGCAAAAAUUGAUGCCAUCAAACACUACAUGCAGUUCCGCAAGGUGAGCAAAGACAUGGAAACCAAAGUCAUCAAGUGGUUUGACUACCUGUGGACCAACAAGAAGGCAGUAGAUGAACGGGAAGUCCUCAAGAAUCUCCCUGAUAAGUUAAGGGCAGAGAUUGCCAUCAACGUUCACCUGGAGACACUGAAGAAGGUGAGGAUUUUCCAGGACUGUGAGGCAGGUCUACUGGUGGAGCUGGUGUUGAAGCUUCGCCCUCAGGUGUUCAGCCCAGGGGAUUACAUUUGCCGGAAAGGAGACAUUGGGAAAGAGAUGUACAUCAUCAAGGAGGGGAAGCUGGCCGUGGUGGCGGAUGACGGAAUGACACAGUAUGCUUUGCUCACUGCAGGAGGCUGCUUUGGUGAGAUCAGCAUCCUCAACAUUAAAGGGAGCAAAAUGGGCAACAGGCGCACAGCCAACAUCCGCAGCUUGGGCUACUCUGAUCUCUUCUGCCUGUCAAAGGAAGAUCUUAUGGAAGCAGUCACAGAGUAUCCUGAUGCCAAAAAAGUCUUGGAGGAGCGUGGCCAGGAGAUCCUGAUCAAGGAAGGGCUGCUGGAUGAGUCAGCUGCAGAGGCAAGCACAGAAGGGGAAAGCGUGGAGGAGAAGCUGGACAGGCUGGCCUUGUACCUGGACAUACUGCACACCCGUUUUGGCCGGCUCCUGACAGAGUACAAUGACGCCCAGAUGAAGCUCAAGCAGCGCAUCACUGUUCUGGAGUCCAAGAUGAGGCAGCAGGAUCUGGAGGACUUGUUCUCUGAUAGCUCAGACAGUCUGCUUGAGGAUGAGGAGAAAGCUUUACAUGGUGGGAUGCAAUGA
Molecule: messenger RNA, 2034 nt
Organism: Pygoscelis adeliae (Adelie penguin)
Lineage: Eukaryota; Metazoa; Chordata; Aves; Sphenisciformes; Spheniscidae
Gene: CNGA2
Product: cyclic nucleotide gated channel alpha 2
Exons: 6
Coding region: 1-2034 (677 amino acids)
Biological process (GO): monoatomic cation transmembrane transport
Cellular component (GO): plasma membrane; intracellular cyclic nucleotide activated cation channel complex
Molecular function (GO): protein-containing complex binding; intracellularly cAMP-activated cation channel activity; intracellularly cGMP-activated cation channel activity
Source: RefSeq, a predicted model, not a curated record